UUUUACCACUUCCCCCAUUCUGUUAGUUCCCUUUCCUUCGAAGUUCAAAGCUUCACCCACAAGGUCCUCUCCCCUGCUACAGCCUCCGGGUUAUCAAAAUGCGAGCUAGAAAUCUUUCGUUGUGUCUGAUCUCCUUCCUCAGCCAUCUGCGCACGCGCCGAAGACCUCUCGAGCGCACCAUCCCGUCGAAGGCUAGGAAUUGCCAAACACCCCCUGAAGCUCAACUAUGAAUAGCGAACUGUCAAUAGAGCGUUACAAGGAAAGCAAGUAUUGCAUUGGUCAAAAUAGCGAAGUGAGAUAACUCCGCGCUGAAAUAUUCGCUUCGUGUCAUAUACGUAUGGAAUCAAACCUGCGGCCUAUUUCGCUAAGGAGAUGGAUCGCUAUGAAAGAAUACCCGCGACAAAAGGCUUGACAGCUGUGUGCGCUGAACAAGAUUAUCACUGGAAACAACAAGAUAUCUGCUUCGCACCGACAAGCUGGCCCCUGAUUUGAAAUUUGCUGACAAUGGACCUAUCGGAUGGUACGUAAUUGAUGAUAUAAGUUGUUCCCGGUCUUUUAUUGACUAUUGGCUCUUUGUAGUGGAAUACGACCAUUUACAUUUGAAGUGAAGAGAGUGAUUCAAGUAUGUGACGGUCUUCAUAGCAAAUAAACUUCUAAUGGAACGCCUCUCAUCUAUACUACUAGAUGAUGAAAUCACGACAAAUGUUCCAAUGGUAAACGCAGGAAGUACGUUAGGAUCGGGACCUCUUUGGCGAUGGUUGAAGCGGCUCGAUCCGUUUUAUGAACGGCCUUCCCUUGUUCGGCAAAAUUCCCCCAUUCGUCGAUUCCUCUAUCCGUAUGUAGUUGUCGCCGGCGUUUGCUGCGUUUAUUUCGUGUAUGCGGCAAACUCGGCUACGAAUCCUCAACACUCGGACAAUGAGCCUGCGCCCAGCAUUAAUCUUGAUAGCGUCAAGAGGACAGAGCCAGCGGUCAGUGAAGCGUCAUCUUCCGCAAAGCUGCACAUGCAUCCGACUUCAUAUAUUGAACCGGCGAAGAAAAGUUUCUUUACCCUUAUCAGAGAUAUCGGUGUCGAAGGCGGCGCGAAAGAUCAAUUCGCAGUUAAUGUCAACACCGAUGUGGCAAUCAAAACAAUUUUACUGUGGAAUACGUUUUUCAAUGAACGUGAUUACAUUCCACCGUUCGAGAAGAUUUGUCCCGGCUAUCCAUGCCGGGUAACGAUGAACCGCACGGAGCAGGCCGAUGCCAUUAUCGUCCAUCUUCGAGACAUUAACGCUACCGAUGUUCCUAAGCGGCAAUCUCGUGACGAGGUGUUUGUAUUGCUUAAUGCUGAGGCGCCUCCGCAUGCACCACCUUUGCCCGAGUCAUUUAAUAAUCUCUUUAAUUGGACGAUAACUUAUCGGCAAGAUGCAGAUAUACCUCUGACCAAGAACGUCAUUAGCAAGUACGAGUUCAUGCCGAUCAAAAAGGAUUUCCACGUAAACAAGACCAAACUGGCCACGUGGUUCGUGUCACAUUGUCAAACGUCAAGUGAACGUGAGACGCUAGUCGCAGAACUUGCGAAAUAUGGAGUUCAUACUGAUAUUGUCGGUGAUUGUGGUACUAUUAAAUGCGAUAGGUCUUCGCCAUGUUACGAUCAAUUUUCAAAAGACCACUUAUUUUAUCUGAGCUUUGAAAAUUCUAUCUGUAAUGACUACAUAACCGAGAAGCUCUUCAACAUCCUUGAACAUAGUGAGAUGGUGCCCAUUGUUCUGGGAGGCGCGGAUUAUUCGCGGUUCGCUCCGCCUGGCAGUUAUAUAAACGUGAACAAAUUUUCAAGUAUAAAACAACUCGCCAACUACAUACAGCACGUUAGCAAUGACCCAGUGCUAUAUAACAGCUAUCAUCGCUGGAGGAGUUAUUAUCAACUCCAAGAUCCCCUGCACUUCGCCUGCCGCCUGUGUGCAAAGCUACAUACGAACUAUCGUCGACGGAUGUACCAAGACUUCAACACGUACUGGCAUAGCAACACUUGUCACGGUAGCUGGAGAAAAGCUUAUGAUCUGAGAUAACAUUUCGAACGAUAAUUGAUAGUGGCGUAUUAAUUGGCGUACUUAUGUUUUUGGUACCAGCCAGCAUCAAACGUUCACGCACAUCCCUACAAAACGAGUAAAGCAUUGUUAGUGCGAAUAGAUAUGCCCGAAUUCGCUCAGUGCUUAUUGUAGUGCCAUCAGCCUGUAGGUACGAGCCACGGUUAUAUUCGAAAUGUAAAUUAACGAAGAUAAAAGCGUGAAAAUUUUAUUUUUAUCUGCUGCUCUUAUUUGAAAAAGAAGUAUGCUUCUACGAUCAUCUAUGUGUCGGCAGUUACCAGUCGUUUCGUAAGACGUUUAACGCCAUGCGCAGUCGUAGGAACGAUAUAAAGCAAGGCGAACUAAGGAGCGUGUUUUGCGCCGCAAUGUAAUUCAACGUUCUGUCUUAGGGAAUCACGGAUCGCUUAGAAGGAACUCAUUUACAGGGUAAUUGGAAAAGCGUGUUUGCAAUGCCCGGCAGAACGGACGAAGAGUCAUUGUCGCAAACUUGCAACGGAUCAGCAAAAAAAAACGUUUUGUCAGCUGUUAUUUUGUCCCUAUAGACACAUGUGUUCAAGUUAGCAAGGUGGGUACCUUCACAACCGAAUAGUUCGCAGGUUAAAUCGAGUUAAAUACGGAGCAGUAUGUACCCUUCCCCUCUGUAUCUAUAAUACAAAGUGCUAAUACUAUUCCAUUAAUAUCGAUUAAAUUAAAUUUAUCAGAUUAAACACUACUCAUACAUAGUUGAGAAGCAUAUCAUGGCAAACUUUGAAAAGCAAAAGGAAAUAUUAAUUUGCUUUCUAAAUCGAAAAGACUGUAUAUGACAUAUGAGAUAUAUGUCAGCAACGAAAGCCAGUAAUAAACACUAGUAUUUUUUGGUCGAACCAUAAGUAAGGAACUAAGAAACGCAAGAAGCUUUUAUAAAUAUUAUUCCUAUUAUUAUAUUCAGGUCUUCUAGUCUAUCUGAAAAUGGUCAGUGAUACGUAGAUACGGGUAAGGGCAAGUGAGUACAUUAUAAUUAUAUACGUCUUGCCACAGGCGCGAAGUGACCAACAAGUAACUAAGAUUAUUAUAAUGGAAAGAUAAACGUAGGGCAAUUGAGUUCAUUGGACCAAAUCCUUUGAUAAUUUUAAAAAUAGAUUAAAUGUAAAUGUUCUAAAGGAAGCAAUAAGUGCACAAGCCAUUCGAAGCGGUUAGCAUAAUGAGCUAAAUUAUUAACUAAUUAAUUUAUUAACUUAUUAACUAAGUGACUAAGAUGUAUUUGCCACGUUGGAUUCACCAAGCCUAACAUCGACAUCGAAACGAAAAUGAGCGAUUCGUUAUAGCGGUGGAAUAGAAUCGCUUACCUAUUAGCACUUGCUCAGAACCUUCUUUCUUGUUAGAAACUUAAGGACAAAGGCAUAUGUAGAUCAGUUUAUGCGGCCAAAUAAUUUCCUUGCUACUGUAGAAUUUUCACCUGAUAAACCCACGUGGUUCACAAUUUAGUUUGGUAUUACUUUAAGGCCACACCUUGGAUCCAACGAACAACUGCCGUGGAUCGACUGUGUCUUUUGAUUUUCUACUACCGUGGAAGGUCACAAGUAUGUAUGACCAUCAUAAUACCUGUUCAUAUUUUCGAUGCCUAUUGACACGAUACGGUGAGGCGGAGUUGAUUCAGUUAACUGAAAUAGCUACUAGAAGCACUGAGUUUGCUCGCGUCAGUCCAAGCUAACCUAACAACUUCUUAAGUUACCCCAUCUGACGUAAAAAUACGUUAUUUUCCAUAAUAGAACCAUAUAUAUAUAUAUCGGUUAAAUCGAAUAAAUAAUUCAAAGAUAUCACAGGUGCGUUAUACCUUUGUAUACUUGCUGGGUUAUAUUUAUUUUUUUUAUCAGGGCUGGUGAAUUACCUCCUCGCUAUUCAGUUGAAAUCGUGAUCAUGAUUUGUUCAACACAAAAGUUCAAGGUGUUUUUUCUUGCAUUACCUGCCACAGUAUUAGUUCGAUAAAUUUACUUCUUGAUGUUGAGGAACCAAAAUGUUUUUCCAAAAGAUAGAUCGAUAGGACGUAUCAAGUUCACUGAUUAGUCGAGAAAUUCUAGUGCAACGUUUUUCGGCCCGUUGUAUUUUACAGUUUGAAUGUACUUUAGAGUAAACUUGUUUGGAGUUAUCUCAAGGUCUUGACAUUUCACACGAUCCAAAAAAAUUCUUUUAUAUUUAGGUCGUUUUCGAUUUGUAAGUGUUGAACGAGAGCACACUUUCCUCAAUUUAGAACAUGUUCACCCGAAAUAAAAACACCGCUGUAGUUAAAUGAGAAAGGCUUUUUGUCCGUCAACGUUCCUAAAUCAUCCAGAAAUCCAGUCAAGCAGAGUGUGCUUACAAAGAGCAGUGACAGGCCGACCGCAAUUAAUCGCCAUUGUACCAGCCGACGAGGCUGGAAGAUUUACGGCAUUAGUUAAUCGCGAAAUGGCUCGUUCAUGUUGAAUCAUCAUGAGAUUAGUAGCCUCAAGGCGUUCUAAAGCAAGAAGAGUUCUCGGUAAUAUAAAUGUAGAGAAAAGAGUGACGGACAAAAGCAGGCAUCAAUAGAAAAUACAAGCCAUUUUCAUUAUCCAUUAGAAUUAUCCUAUAACGCGGACAAUUUUUAGGCUAACAGCUGUCCACUUCUUUUAUGGAAUUUCAGGAAAUUUAUGUAAAUAGUGUUUUUUUUUCCAUUUAGUUAUCGGCCCAUCUAACGUAUAGGGUGUUUGCAAUGGCUACUAAGGGAAGUAUUUAAAAAGCUGUGUGUAAAAAUUGUCCAAAAGCUCAUGUAUUUGGGUUGUAUAAUUUUAUAAACGUAUAACAUUAAGAAAAUCACACGCUGUGUAAGGUUGAGUUUUCAACAAACGAGUUUAAAUAUUUUUUAAGGUGAUGUGACCCGUUUUCGCUGUGGUUUUGAACCUGUUCAGGUGUCUCUAUAGCAGAUCUAAAAACUUCAAUCCCCUGUAUUUUUCUAUACGCGAAACGAACUCUUUUAUAGACCUAACCUUCAAUCAAUUUAGCGGUUCUCCGCACUUAAAUAUUGUGGUCUAUAAAACACUUGAACUAACUGUUAAGCAAUCGAAUUAGAGUAUCUGCACACCGAAUAGAUUACUCUAAGUAUGUAUUAUUUGUAGAACUAAGCUAUGAACAGCUGUCAUGGCUUAUACGAAUUUCGGACGCGGAAAAAUCAAGAUAUAUCCCACAAUUGCACAACCCUCACUACAACGCUGGUUAAAACGUUCUAGUUCUUAAUAAUUAGAUCAUAGCUACAUCUAUUAAAAUAUGGAAAAAUGAGAAAAACUUGCAAAAAACUAUUUUUUAUAGGAACCUUUUUUGACCUAUGCGUAAGAUAAUUCAAAUAGAAAUUUAAGCCAAGCUAUUCUUGGCUUAUUUGAGUAUUAAACGCAAUACGAAACUGAUCGCCACAGUGGUGAGGCGGCUCGAUGUAUCAACCAUUAGUGUCUUCAGUUAAUCUUCAGCGAUGGCUUUGAAUUGUUCUAUUUCUUAGUAGCAUUAGCCCUUUUGUGCUAUUUUCGACCAGCAUGAAAAUCAUUGCGUAGCGAUACGACGGUUUUACCAGCACGAACUAUGAGAACCUGCUGGUUUAGAUCCUUUCAUGGGCCACCUAGCUCAUAAUUUGCAUGCACAAUGGUAAUAAAAUGCGCGUGUGCUUUCAUACAAUUAUUAUCGCUUUUUCUCUUGCUGUAUACAAUGCAACAUCACCAAACAAAGCCUUAAUCUUUGCUGGUGCAAACUUGAUAUUUGUGAUGUCAUUUUUAUCUCAAACGGCCUUUUAAGUUUCUGGGCCUACCCUUAAUAAUCACCAUCUCAAAUUGUUUUCUCCGCAAAACCUCAAAAACUAGCGGAAUUAUGUACUUUUUUCCCGACGUAGUUAAAAAUCUUAGCGACGUAUCUAAUGCAGUCGAAAUGUUUAAUUGACUACCUUUUGCCGAAGGAAAAUAGAGGAUAUUGAUUUAUUUUUUCGUAUUUCAAGUUCCAUUUUUCCGUACAUAAUUUCUAACCAUUAUGUAUCCCAGAUAGUGUAAUGGUGUCUUAGAAAUGUAUUGAAAAUUCUUACAAAAUGCAUAUUUCUGAUAUAUUCUUUCUUUAUAUUGAGUGAAAGGCGCUGAAUGGUACAGGCAUUGUAUGAUCAUAUGGAAAUUUUAGGCGACAUUCUUUCGUGUCUCUUGCGAAUUGUUCAAAAAUCUCGCAGCUCUAUUAUGUGCUUAUUGAACUUAGGUAUCACGCCUAUUUUCAUUUUUUAGAGGAAAUAAGAAAAUGUGGCAUGUGGCCUUAUUUAAUUAAUGUAGGAGCAAUCACGGAACAGAGAUUUCCUGAAUUUUAAUAGAAAAAGUAAGUAGAUUGAAUUUUCGCCUAAUUUUCAUAGGUUUAGGAUUUUUAUAAAUAAUUUGGUAAUUGAUGCACGGUAUGCAAAAAGUAAUCAAACGAAAUACAACUCAUUAAAAUUAAUUUAAUAAACGUUUUUGAUAGACGUCUGAAAAAGAUCUCACUCGAGCAAAAAGUUGUUCUCAUUUGCAAAUCGAUCAGCUCGUUGCUUCUCAUAUCAUCUCACGUUCACUAAUCUAUCCUUGUUAGAAUCCUUAUUAGGUCUGUCCUUAUUUAAACCUAAAAUACUUUUCCACUUGCACUUUCAAACCGUUUAGAACCUACUUUGAGUAGUUCUCAGUCUUCGCUCGUUAGAAACUUCUACGCAUGCCAUCCCCCAUUUUGCUAGAUGGCUUUGGACUAUACAAUAAUGCACAAUUCCACGGUGCUUGUGAACCGUGGUGCUGUCGUUUUCUUAGUCAGGAGUGUCGUUUCAUCUCUCUCAGCUGUAGAUACUUACCAGCUGCUUUGGUUUCUCAUCGACAAAACUGCAGAAAAUAGAUAACCUAUAAAUAACGCAAUAUCUCCAUAAGCCCACCAUAAAAAAACUUACGUUGGUCCCGUAAGAACCUACAGACGAGACACGCGUCUGAUGUAUCGCAGUUUUUAAAGGCGUUUAGACUGUUUAUGAAGACCUUCUGAUUAAACUCACGGAUGCUUUAUGAAGAAUAACUUAUAAGAACACGCUAACGGUUCUAACUUCAAAUGUUCUAAGCUCUAA
Molecule: messenger RNA, 7146 nt
Organism: Varroa destructor (honeybee mite)
Lineage: Eukaryota; Metazoa; Arthropoda; Arachnida; Mesostigmata; Varroidae
Product: lewis-type alpha-(1,3)-fucosyltransferase-like
Cellular component (GO): membrane
Molecular function (GO): fucosyltransferase activity
Source: RefSeq, a predicted model, not a curated record